Molecule: messenger RNA, 4051 nt
Organism: Gracilinanus agilis (Agile Gracile Mouse Opossum)
Lineage: Eukaryota; Metazoa; Chordata; Mammalia; Didelphimorphia; Didelphidae
Product: nodal modulator 1
Exons: 31
Coding region: 1-3660 (1219 amino acids)
Cellular component (GO): endoplasmic reticulum membrane
Molecular function (GO): carbohydrate binding
Source: RefSeq, a predicted model, not a curated record
AUGCGGCCGGGUCGGGGAUUGGGGCUGCCACCGCUUUUGGCGGCUGCCGCCGUGCUGAUGCUCGUGCUAGGCGGUGGCGCCCAGGUGCGCGGCUCAGAAGACAUCGUCGUGGGCUGCGGGGGCUUCGUCAAGUCCGAGGUGGAGAUCAACUACUCCCUUAUCGAGAUUAAGUUAUAUACCAAGCAUGGAACUUUGAAAUACCAAACAGACUGUGCUCCAAACAAUGGUUACUUUAUGAUUCCUCUCUAUGACAAGGGGGAUUUCAUUCUCAAAAUUGAGCCUCCCCUAGGGUGGAGUUUUGAACCAACAACUGUGGACCUUCACGUUGAUGGUAUUAAUGAUAUCUGCACAAAAGGAGGUGAUAUCAACUUUGUAUUCACAGGGUUUUCUGUGAAUGGAAAGGUACUCAGUAAAGGGCAGACUUUAGGACCUGCUGGAGUUCAAGUUAUGUUAAAAAGCAUUGGGAAUGAAGCUCAUAUACAGUCUACUGUGACUCAGCCUGGUGGAAAGUUUGCAUUUUUUAAAGUUCUUCCUGGAGAGUAUGAAAUAUUUGCAUCUCAUCCAACCUGGACAUUGAGAGAAGCUAGCACUACUGUUCGAGUAACUAAUGCCAAUGCUUAUGCUGCUGGUCCUCUAGUAGUUGCUGGUUAUAAUGUUUCUGGUUCUGUUCGAAGUGAUGGGGAACCUAUGAAAGGUGUUAAAUUUCUCCUCUUUUCUUCUUCAGUAGCCAGAGAGGAUAUAUUGGGCUGUAAUAGUUCUCCAGUUGAUGGGUUCCAGCCUCAGGAUGAGAAACUGAUAUUUUUGUGUAGUGUUAUCUCAAAAGAAGAUGGCUCCUUCUCCUUCUUUUCAUUGCCAAGUGGGAGAUACACUGUGGUUCCAUUCUAUAGAGGAGAGAGGAUUACUUUUGAUGUUGCUCCUUCUAGGCUGGACUUUACUGUUGAGCAUGAUAGCUUAAAAAUUGAGCCUGUUUUCCAUGUCAUGGGCUUCUCAGUCACUGGCAGAGUUUUGAAUGGUCCAGAGGGAGAGGGGGUCUCAGAUGCCAUUGUCAUACUGAAUAAUCAAAUCAAAGUAAAAACAAAAGGUGAUGGUUCUUUCCGCUUGGAGAACAUAACCACAGGAACAUACACAAUUCAUGCUCAGAAGGAGCAUCUCUACUUUGAUCCUCUUACAGUCAAAAUUGCACCAAAUACUCCUCAGCUGGCUGACAUCAUAGCCACAGGGUUCAGUGUCUGUGGUUACAUAUCUAUAACUCGCUUUCCUGACACAAUAAAGCAGAUCAAUAAAUACAAAGUUGUUAUGACCUCCCAUGGAAGGGAAAAGUCUUUGAUCACAGCAGAGACUGAUUCACGAGGAGAAUUUUGUUUCAAAGCAAAAUCAGGGAACUAUAAAGUCCAGGUUGUUGUUCCUGAGGCAGAAACCAGAGCAGGACUUUCUUUGAAGCCCAAAAUAUUUCCUGUUAUUGUUACCAACAGGCCAGUGAUGGAUGUGACUUUUUCCCAGUUUUUGGCCUCAGUUUCAGGGAAAGUCUCUUGUUUGGAUACCUGUGGUGAUUUGCUGGUGACUUUACAGUCAAUAAGCCGUCAGGGGGAAAAGCGCAGUCUACAACUUUCUGGCAAGGUCAACUCGAUGACUUUUACUUUUGAUAAUGUGCUUCCUGGCAGAUACAAAAUAAGUAUCAUGCAUGAAGAUUGGUGCUGGAAAAAUAAAAGUCUAGAAGUGGAAGUUACAGAAGAGGAUGCAUCAGGGAUUGAAUUUAGGCAGACUGGUUAUAUGCUAAGAUGUUCACUUUCUCAUGCAAUUACGCUGGAAUUCUAUCAGGAUGGAAAUGGGCCUGAGAAUGUAGGAAUUUAUAACCUAUCCAAAGGAGUGAACCGAUUCUGCUUGUCAAAGCCUGGUGUAUACAAAGUGACCCCACGAUCUUGUCAUCGGUUUGAGCAUGGAUAUUACACUUAUGACACGUCUUCACCCAGUAUCCUGACACUAACAGCUAUUCGGCACCAUGUUCUUGGAACUAUCACCACUGACAAACUAUUGGAUGUUACUGUGACCAUUAAGUCUUCAAUUGACAGUGAACCUGCCUUGGUUUUAGGCCCCCUAAAGUCUGUUCAGGAACUCCGUAGGGAGCAACAAUUGGCUGAAAUUGAGACUCGUAGGCAGGAAAGAGAGAAGAAUGGCAAAGAAGAAGGAGGGACAAAACCUCCAGUACAAGAGAUGGUGGAUGACCUACAGGGUCCUUUCUUAUAUGACUUCUCUUAUUGGGCACGAUCUGGAGAGAAAAUCACCGUUACACCCUCAUCUAAAGAACUCCUUUUCUAUCCUCCUUCAGUGGAAAUAAUUGUCAGUGGAGAAAACUGUCCUGGAAAAUUGAUAGAGAUCUAUGGAAAAGCAGGCCUGUUCUUGGAAGGCCAGAUUCAUCCAGAGUUGGAAGGAGUUGAAAUAAUCAUUAGUGAAAAGGGAGCCACUUCUCCACUAAUAACAGUUUUCACUGAUGACAAAGGCAGCUAUAGUGUUGGACCCUUGCACAGUGAUCUGGAGUAUACUGUGACUUCACAAAAGGAAGGAUUUGUUUUGACUGCACUAGAGGGAACUGUUGGAGACUUCAAAGCUUUUGCAUUGGCAGGAGUAACUUUUGAGAUAAAAUCUGAAGAUGAUCAGCCACUUGCAGGAGUCCUUUUAUCCCUCAGUGGGGGGAUGUUCCGUUCCAAUCUUUUGACUCAAGACAAUGGGAUGCUGACUUUUUCAAACCUGAGCCCAGGGCAGUAUUACUUUAAGCCCAUGAUGAAGGAGUUUCGUUUUGAACCUUCCUCACAAAUGAUUGAAGUGCAAGAAGGGCAGAAUCUGAAGAUUGCCAUUACUGGUUACAGAACAGCUUAUAGUUGCUAUGGUACAGUUUCUUCUUUAAAUGGGGAACCAGAGCAAGGAGUUGCUGUGGAAGCAGUAGGAAAGGGUGAUUGUAGUAUUUAUGGGGAAGAUACCGCAACUGAUGAAGAGGGAAAAUUCAGACUUCGAGGAUUAUUGCCUGGGUGUGUGUACCAUGUCCAGCUCAAGGUAGAAGGUAAUGAACAUAUUGAAAGAGCCCUCCCCCAGUAUCGAGUAAUUGAGGUUGGUAAUUCUGAUAUUGAUGAUGUAAACAUUAUAGCUUUCCGGCAAAUUACCCAAUUUGAUUUAAGUGGAAAUGUGAUCACUUCCUCUGAAUAUCUUCCUUCAUUAUGGGUAAAACUUUACAAAAGUGAAAACCUUGACAAUCCAAUUCAGACAGUCUCUUUGGGCCAAUCUCUCUUCUUCCACUUUCCACCAUUACUUAGAGAUGGAGAGAAUUAUGUUGUAUUACUGGACUCUACACUAUCCAAAUCCCAGUAUGACUACACUCUGCCUCAGGUUUCUUUCACUGCCAUUGGAUAUCAUAAACACAUUACUUUGAUUUUUAAUCCUACAAGGAAAUUGCCUGAACAAGAUAUUGCCCAAGGAUCUUAUAUCGCAUUGCCCCUGACAUUGCUUCUGUUGCUAGCAGGCUAUAACCAUGAUAAGCUAAUUCCUUUGUUGUUGCAAUUGUCAAGCCGACUACAAGGAGUACGAGCUCUUGGACAAACUGCCUCUGACAUUGGUGCCCCAGAGGAGAUAAAGAGACAGGCAAAGAAGCAGAAGACUCGUCGGACGUGAAGAGAAAGACAUGUUACUUACACUCGGACCCAGGCCAGGCUGGAGGCUGGGGUGCUUUGGAAGCAAGGCCUCCUGCUGCACAGUGCAUUGGAUAAAAUGAUGGAUUACAGAAAAUUUCAGAUGAAUUUCUGUUGGUUCCACAUCCCCUUUCAGUGCAGCUGUACUUUUCUCUUUCAAUUCUCUUUGACCCUUUGCUGUUUUAAAAUUAAGAGUUACCUGAAUGGACCCCCUCUCACUCUGCUGAGCACAUAUUUUGGAAUUGAAGAUAAUUUAUUUUUUGCCAUGGAAAUAUUUUAAGCUCUGCUAGUGAUGUGAGAUUGUAACUCUUAUCUUCGGCAUUAUUUUGCAAGAGGAAUUCCAAUCCAAUAAACAAGAUUCUCAGUUUCUUUAA